GUCACAUCGUUCUCCUCGACUCCCUCCUCGCGCGAUCCCUCACACUUGCUCAUCCCUCAUCACCAUGCCCGCUGCCGACCCCAAGUUCCUCAAGUACGUCGACGAGCACGAGGACGCGUUCAUCGCGCGCCUCAAGGCUGCCGUCGAGAUUCCUUCCGUGUCGGGUAACCUCGAGUACGCCAAGGAUGUCGAGCGCAUGGCCGACUGGCUUGUUGGCCAGCUCACAGACCUCGGCGUCAAGGCAGAGAAGCGUGGGAUCGGCAAGCACACACUCGAUGGCAAAGAGGUUGACCUUCCUCCCGUCGUUAUCGGCUCGAUCGGCAACGACCCCGCCAAGAAAACCGUUCUUGUCUACGGUCACUACGACGUCCAGCCCGCCCUCAAGGAAGAUGGCUGGGACUACGAGCCCUUCACCCUCACGCCCGACCCCAAGACUGGACGGCUGUACGGCCGUGGGUCGACAGACGACAAGGGUCCUGUGAUGGGCUGGCUCAACGUGCUCGAGGCCCACAAGGACCUCGGCCUCGAGAUGCCGGUCAACCUCAAGAUGAUCUUUGAGGGCAUGGAAGAGAGCGGGUCCGUCAACCUUGACAAGUUCAUUGAGAGCGAGAAGGACAAGUUCUUCGCUGGCCUCGACUGCAUGUGCAUCUCGGACAACUACUGGCUGGACACGAAGACCCCGUGCCUCACCUACGGUCUGCGUGGCGUCAACUACUAUGAGAUUAAGGUGUCGGGCCCCGACCGUGACCUUCACUCGGGCGUGUUUGGUGGUACCAUCCACGAGCCGAUGACUGACCUGAUCCUCCUCAUGUCCAAGCUCGUUUCGCCCACUGGCGAGAUCCUUAUCCCCGGCGUCAAGGAGCUCAUUGCGCCCGUCACCCAGGAUGAGCAGGAGAAGUUCGAGAAGAUCCACUUCCAGAUGAGCGACAUCCAGGGUGCUGUUGGUGGCGACCAGACCCUUACGGACGACACGAUCAAGACGCUAAUGGGCCGCAUGCGCAACCCCUCGUUGUCACUUCACGGCAUCGAGGGAGCAUUCUCCGCACCUGGCUCGAAGACGGUCAUUCCUUGCUCGGUGAAGGGCAAGUUCAGCAUCCGCACGACCCCCAACCUCGGCGUCGAGAACACGACUGAGCUUGUGCUGAAGUACAUUAACGAUGAGUUUAAGAAGCUUGGCUCGAAGAACCGCUGCGAGGUCAGCCUCGGGCACGGUGGUGAGCCUUGGGUCACCGACCCGAACCACUACAACUUCCGCGCGGCCCACAAGGCGACUGUCGCCGUCUACGGGCAGGAACCGGAUUACACUCGUGAGGGCGGCUCGAUCCCCGUCACGCUGGACUUUGCCAACAUUCUCGGCCUGAACAUCCUGCUCCUCCCUGUGGGGCGUGGAGAUGACGGCGCGCACUCGACCAACGAGAAGAUCGACAAGAGCAACUACAUCAAUGGGACCAAGCUGUUGGGCUCGUACCUGUACGAGCUUGCCGCGGAGAAGAAGGACUAGAGAAAGUUUGGCGGCUGUUUGGGAUCGAGCGCAUAGGUCGCCAGAUGUAUAAAUGCAAGCAAAAUACAUGAAACUUAGGGC
Cutaneotrichosporon oleaginosum is the source of this 1582-nucleotide messenger RNA. RefSeq lists its product as uncharacterized. Gene Ontology annotation, biological process: proteolysis. Gene Ontology annotation, molecular function: metallodipeptidase activity. Lineage: Eukaryota; Fungi; Basidiomycota; Tremellomycetes; Trichosporonales; Trichosporonaceae. The record is from RefSeq and is a predicted model, not a curated record.